CCGGCCGGGGCCCCUGCAGGAGUGGCUGGAGGUGUGGCGCGGCUUAGUUCCAGCGGAAUCUCAACACCAUGCCCCACAAAUUUUUCUAUCACCGCUGACACCCGCUACGCUAUUUGGACGUCCCUCGGUGAAUUGAGCCUCGAUAUACCCUAGACUUGGCUCUCAGCCUUCGUCAACGCAGACAUGGCCCACUCCAACCUCUCGUCGCCCCUCAGCUCUCCCUCCGCCUCGAUAGUCGCCACACUCUUCUACAAGUCCGCAACCCCGCAGCACGCCCACGCCCAUGCCGACUCCGCGCCUCACAGCCCACGGGACGCCCUCCCACCCACAACCCUCCACCACCUAACAGACGGUGCCAUCCCGACCGAGAACCUCUCCUCCUACCCCCUCGAGCCCCCGACCCCCGGCCCGAGCCCACUCGACCACCUCUACGGCUCCUACAUCUCGCAGUCCUGCCUCACGGACUUCCUCGCAACCCUCGGAAAGCUGAUGCCUGGCUUCGAAGAAAACUCUGUGCAGACGCGGAGCCUCGAUGCGCCCGCGCCGGGCUCGAAGGGCUGCCGGGUGAUGGAAAUAACCAUCGCGCUGCCUCCGUCCUCGUUCAUAACGCUGGAUGCCCUGCGCAACGACGAGGUGGUGUCGCGGUUUGAGCGCGAAUGGAACGUCGAGGCGGUGUUCCAGUAUAACAGCGUGUACCGGCGGCACAAGCGCUUAGCGGUCUUCGACAUGGACUCGACGCUCAUUGCGCAGGAGGUCAUUGACGAGAUAGCGCGCGAGCUGGGCGUUGAGGACCAGGUGUCUGCGAUCACAGCUGCGGCUAUGAAUGGCGAGCUGGACUUUGAGGCGUCGCUGCGGAAGCGUUGCGCCUUGCUCAAGGGUGUCCCGAGCACGGUUUGGGAAACGUUGAAGCCACGGAUAACGCUUAAUUGUCGGAGUGGGGAGCUGGUGCGCGCGUUGAAGCGGCUGGGAUAUAAAACGGUGGUGCUGAGUGGUGGAUUUACGCCAAUGACGGGUUGGUUGGCGGGAUCGUUGGGGCUGGAUUAUUUCUAUGCGAACAAUCUUGUUGUAAGUGACGACGGGCAGACCCUGACGGGCGAAUUGACCGGAGAUAUUGUGCAUGCGGAGAGGAAAAGACAGCACGUGCUGGAUAUCGCGAAGAAAGAAGGCGUGAUAUUGGACCAGGUUUUGGUCGUUGGUGACGGCGCAAAUGAUCUGCCUAUGAUGAGCGUAGCAGGAUUAGGAGUUGCUUUCAACGCGAAGGCGAGGGUGCAAAUGGAAGCGCCAGCAAGACUCAACUCGCAAAGUCUGCUAGAUAUAUUGUAUCUGCUAGGUAUUUCGAAAGAAGAGCAGGACGUUCUACUCAGGUAACAUUGGCGAUGAGCAGUGCAUGCGUUGUUCAACCAUACAAGAGUCUAACCUUGGCUCAACGCCUUGAGAGCGAUGUCGUUAUUAGAUGGCUGGUAUUCACUUACACUCUCAGAUGACAUGUGGUAAGCUUGGUUUUUGUUAUGUUUAGCAGAGGCCCAAUAUACCGACAUUUCAAGAUUUCGAACCUUCUAUUUCGCAUAGCUAUUCCAUGUUGAAGGUGUUUUUAUGUGCUCCAUUAGCGC
Molecule: messenger RNA, 1610 nt
Organism: Mytilinidion resinicola
Lineage: Eukaryota; Fungi; Ascomycota; Dothideomycetes; Mytilinidiales; Mytilinidiaceae
Product: phosphoserine phosphatase serb
Exons: 1
Coding region: 184-1368 (394 amino acids)
Biological process (GO): dephosphorylation; L-serine biosynthetic process
Cellular component (GO): cytoplasm
Molecular function (GO): magnesium ion binding; L-phosphoserine phosphatase activity
Source: RefSeq, a predicted model, not a curated record